Molecule: messenger RNA, 4987 nt
Organism: Hyla sarda
Lineage: Eukaryota; Metazoa; Chordata; Amphibia; Anura; Hylidae
Gene: ZBTB24
Product: zinc finger and BTB domain containing 24
Exons: 8
Coding region: 242-4168 (1308 amino acids)
Biological process (GO): regulation of immune system process; negative regulation of transcription by RNA polymerase II; regulation of cytokine production
Cellular component (GO): nucleus
Molecular function (GO): protein binding; DNA-binding transcription factor activity, RNA polymerase II-specific; RNA polymerase II cis-regulatory region sequence-specific DNA binding
Source: RefSeq, a predicted model, not a curated record
UAUAGCCAUUAUCCCGGAGCGGUGUAGGUUGUGACAGUCGGUAGGGCGGCGACUUGUGCUUCUGCUACUAUUACCGAAAUUCCGCUUUUAUUGGGUCAUUCCUCAUAGUCAGUUUGGUGACGGUAACGGCACCGCGAGGUGAAAGCAAUGCAAAUUCCUGCUGGUUUCCUGUCAUCAAAGCCCAGUGCAUUGUGGGAGCUCAGGUGACAGCUGUAAACUACUGCAUGUUUUCCUACAAACAAUGGAAGACACAGUUCAUCAGCUGGAGUUAGAAACAGAGGUGCAGAUUAACAUCCACUCAAGUUGUCAUAUGGACACUGUGCUAUCCAGAUUAGAGGAACAGAGAAAAAAGAACUUCCUAUGUGACAUCACGCUUGUAGUAGAGACUGUGCAGUUUCGGGCACAUAAAGCCCUGCUAGCUGCUAACAGUGAAUACUUCUCUAUGAUGUUUGCUGAUGAGGGAAAUAUAGGCCAGUCAAUCUAUGUCAUAGAAGGAGUGGUGUCUGAGGUCUUUGAAACCUUGCUGCAGUUUAUCUACACCGGAAACGUCCAUGUGAGUGAGAAAUGCCUUAAGCAAAUAGUGGGGACUGCACAGGUGUUGAAAGUGGAUAAUUUGGUGAAAGCAUAUGCUGAGUAUCAGCAGAACCUACUGAAACAUGAUGCUGAAACAUCUGAUGAUAAAUCAUUAGAGGAAGCAGAUGAUCCUGGAUCAAAACGGAAACGGGGACGACCAAAGAAGCAAUGUGAUCAAAAUAAUACCCAGGAAGAUCCCAAAUCUGAGACCCAGACAGAGAAAGAUAUAGACAAUGCAGCUGUCCCAGGAAGUAUGGAGGAUACGUGUUAUACAAACGGAAAUAUAUUACAUGAGCAUGAAGUUGCUGAUUUUGCUGCAGAGGUGACAUGUGACCUAAAUCCCAAGCCUCCAGAAGAACCACUGAUAUUAAAGAGACAUAGUAAGCGCAGAUCUCAAAGGUCUGUUAAACUGCAGGAUUAUAGACUUGGUGAAGAUGGGGAGGACAGUGUACCGACAAAGCAUUCUGCUGGCAAAAAAAAGCAGCCCAUGCCUGAACUCAGCUGCAAAGAUUGUGGAAAAGUGUUCAAGUACAAGCACUUCUUCGCAAUCCACCGGAGAACUCAUACAGGGGAGUGUCCCUUCAAAUGUUCUCAGUGUGGACAAGGUUUUUCCCAGAAACAUUCUCUGCGUGUCCAUGAGCGCAUACACACUGGAGAGAGACCUUAUAGCUGUACCGUGUGCAGUAAAUCUCUUGCAACCAAGAAUUCGCUAAUGGAGCACAUGCGUAUACAUGCAGAAAAAAAGGCAUUUACUUGUGACAAGUGUGGAAAGUUCUACAGUCAGAAAAGACAGCUGAAAAGUCAUUAUCGUGUACAUAUAGGUGAUGGGUUACCAGAGUGUAAUAUCUGCCAGCGAAAGUGCUUGGACUCAGCUCAAUUAAAAAAACAUCUAAGAUCUCAUACAGGUGAAAAGCCAUAUACAUGUGAAGUCUGUGGAAAAUCAUUCACUGCUAAAAGUUCAUUACUCACACAUAUGAGAAUACACAGGGGUGAAAAGCCGUAUUCUUGCAACAUUUGUGGGAAAUCCUUUGGAGACUCCAGUGCCAAGAGGAGGCACAUCACUUUGCAUGCGGGAAAGAAGCCAUUUUCUUGCUCAAAAUGCAAUGUGCAGUUUACUCGUAUGGACAAUCUGAAAGCCCACAUAAAAUCUCACAGCAAAGAAAAAAAGCCAAAACCACCGGCCACCACUACUAGCACUAAAGUUAAUGAGGGAUCAGGAAGCGUAAUGCAGAUGCAACAGUAUCAGUUAGCAACACCUAAUCAACAAGAAAUACAAGUAUUGGUUUCAGACAAUGUAAAUAACCUAAAUUUCAUGUCAGGUCAAGGCCAGGGUAUUAGUAUUGUUACUACUGAAGCCUCUCCAUCCAUUGCUGACCAUGCUGCAAAUCUGGCACUGAUAGCUCAUCAACCUCCUGCUUUGCGUGGGUUACCAGUGGCAUCACAUCAGCACCAGGUACAACAAAUUCACAAUAUUGACAUGGAGAGCAGGGUACAGACUGUUUUGCCAGAGCAAAUGCAUGUUGUCACCCUUUCAAAAGAAGCAUUUGACCAGCUUCAGGGACGGACCCAUGAAAUUCACUUGACUCAAACAAAUCGUCCAGCACCGCCAACUCUGGUACAAGCUCCAUCAGCUCCUAGUAUUUCUAACCAGAGUGUCCGGGCUCCUGAGCAAGCUCAGCAAACUUUACCUACAGGACCAGUAACACAGUCUGCACCAAUUGUCACUCUGUCAAAAGAAGCUUUUGACCAACUGCAGGGACGGACCCAUGAAAUUCACUUGACCCAAACAGAUCGUUCAACACCACUAACUCGAGUGCAAGCUUCACCAGCUCCUGCUAUCCGUAACCAGAGUGUUCGGGCUCCCGAGCAAGCUCAGCAAACUUUACCUGUUGGCCCAGUAACACAAUCUGCACAUGUUGUCACUCUGUCAAAAGAAGCAUUUGACCAAUUGCAGGGACGGACCCAUGAAAUUCACUUGACCCAAACUGAUCGUCCCACAUCGCAGACUCGGGUGCAAGCUCCAUCAGCUCCUAGUAUCCUUAACCAGAGUGCCCGGGCUCCUGAGCAAGCUCAGCAAAGUUUACCUGUUGGCUCAGUAACACAACCUGCACAUGUUGUCACUCUGUCUAAAGAAGCAUUUGACCAAUUGCAGGGACGGACCCAUGAAAUUCACUUGACCCAAACUGAUCGUCCCACAUCGCAGACUCGGGUGCAAGCUCCAUCAGCUCCUAGUAUCCUUAACCAGAGUGCCCGGGCUCCUGAGCAAGCUCAGCAAACUUUACCUGUUGGCUCAGUACCGCAGCCUGCACAUGUUGUCACUCUAUCUAAAGAAGCAUUUGACCAAUUGCAGGGAUGGACCCAUGAAAUUCACUUGACACAAACUGAUCGUCCAACAUCGCAGACUCGAGGGAAAGCUCCAACAGCUCCUAGUAACCUUAACCAGAGUGUCCGGACUCCUGAGCAAGCUCAGCAAACUUUACCUGUUGGCUCAGUAACACAGCAUGUACCUAUUGUCACUCUGUCAAAAGAAGCAUUUGAACAACUGCAGGGACGUACCCAUGAAAUUCACUUUACCCAAAGAGAUCGUUCAGCACCACUAACUCGGGUGCAAGCUCCUCCAGCUUCUCCUAUUCUAAACCAGAGUGUGAGGGCUUCUGUGCAAGCUCAGCAAAAUUUACCUGUUGGCAGAGUACCACAGUCUACACCAAUUGUCACUCUGUCAAAAGAAGCAUUCGACCAACUGCAGGGACGUACCCAUGAAAUUUACUUGACCCAAACUGAUCGUCCAGCACCAAUAACUCGGGUGCAAGCUUCACCAGCCCCUAGUACUCUAAACCAGAGUGUCCGGGCUACUGUUCAAGCUCAGCAUACUUUCCCUAUGGGCUCAGUUACACAGCCUGCAUCAAUUGUCACUCUUUCAAAAGAAGCGUUUGACCAACUCCAGGGACGGACCCAUGAAAUUCACUUUACCCAAACAGAUCGUCCAGCACCACUAACUCGGGUGCAAGCUCCACCAACUCCUAGUAAUCGGACCCAGAGUGCCCGGGCUUCUGUGCAAGCUCAGCAGACUUUACCUGUUGUUCCGGUAACACAACCUGCACAUGUUGUCACUCUGUCAAAAGAAGCAUUUGAACAACUGCAGGGACGGACCCAUGAAAUUUACUUGACCCAAACUGAUCGUCCAGCAUCACUAACUCGGGUGCAAGCUCCACCAACUCCUAGUUCUCUGAACCAGAGUGGCCGGGCUUCUGUGCAAGCUCAACAAACUUUACCUGGUGGCCCAGUAACGCAGCCUGUGCCAAUUGUCACUCUGUCAAAAGAAGCAUUUGAACAACUGCAGGGACGGACCCAUGAAAUUCAUUUGACCCAAACUGAUCAUGCAAAACCACAAACUCGGGUGCAUGCUCCAGCAGCCUCUAGUACUCUGAACCAGAGUGUCCGUGCUUCUGUGCAAGCUCCGCAAACUUUACCUGUUGGCUCAGUACCGCAGCCUGCACCUGGACAGCUAGUUCAAGCUCAGACAUUUCAGAGACCUGCCAGCGCUGUUCCUUUUGCCAGUACAACAAUGGACACACCAAAUUCAAGCUCUAUAUAAACUGUUCUUUUUGAAAAUACUUGUACAAAAUAUUUUUUCUAAUGUAAUAACUGAAAAACUUUGUUUUAUUUGUUGUUGUUUUUUUAAGGGCCAAGCAAGUUAUAAACUUUAAUUCUGAGUAUCUCGGUUUGUUACUUUCAUUCGGCAUUUUUCCAUAACUUAGACAUGUAUGAUUUAUAUUUUAACAUUACAUUUUAUGUGCCUUUCAUCAAAAUUGAUAUAUUUUUCCUUUUUUUUUUCUUGUGCAGUGUAGCAGAAGUUGACAUGGAUAUAUUAAACAUAUAUGGAAAGGAUUUUCUUUUAUCAAAUAGCCUAAGUGGAAUGAGCUCCAGAGAUGCUUCAACUUUGUAUUGAAUACACUAUAGAAUUAGGAGGCUUACCGGAGUAUAAUAAUUUCACUUUAGUGUACAUUAAUAUUUGUUCUGUUUGAGGUAAGAUUGUUUGAAGAAACAUGCUCAAAACCCAAAGCUGCACUACAGUGAGAGUGUGAUGCGUAACCCUUUUUUUGUCAUUCUUCUCUCUCAGAAGUGCAGUCUUAAGCUUUGUACCUGUAACAUCAAGAAGUUUUUACUUGACAGCAAGGGAAGAUAUUAAAUAAGUUUUCCCCCUUUUUAAUGUGCACCAAAGUAUCAUUUAUAGAUUAAUUUAAACAGGAUUUCUUUAAAUAACAUUUUGGAAAGCAUCGCACAGAGCCAAAAAGUCAAACAUGCCUACACUGUAUUGUAGCAAUUUGUUCUAUAGUUAAACUUUUAUGUACAGGAGUUGCAUAUGUGCAUUUUAAAUAAAAAGUAAUAAUAAUUUGAUUGUCUUAGAGCUUAU